CCCUCCAUGCAUAAGUCUGAAGUUCAUGAAUCUUACUUCAAAUGUAUUUUGUGAGGAAAUUAGCCCUAAGUUAAGCAAUAUGUAAUUGUGGGAUAUCUUCAGGAGCAUGAGCCUUGCUUAAAAUUCAGCCAUCCCUGAUUUAUGCAUUGAUCAAACCAUUUGCUGGUGUGUAUUUUGCUCAGCACCUAUUCAGUUCUGUGGGGUUUUGAGGACUUGGUAGUUCUGGGAGCAAGAAAGAAGGAAAGAAACAAUCCCAGCCUGCGUCCUCCUGCCAGUCUCAUUGGAGGGGUAAAUAUCCCUGUAUUGAGAAAUACGCACUCUUGCAAAUCCACGUCACCUUUCUUUCCAGGAGGCCCAAUAUCCCAAGUGUGGAGCUAGAGCUUGAGAAAAUUAAAUGGAAUAAAUGGUGAGUUAUCUGAGCAUUUCUCACCCUUUCUCUGUUUUGUGUAGAUGUGCACCAGGGUAUUUUGGGAAUCCCCAGAAGUUUGGAGGUAGCUGCCAACCAUGCAAUUGUAAUGGCAAUGGCCAGUUGGGUACCUGUGACCCCCUAACUGGAGACUGCAUAAGCCAAGAACCCAAAGACAGCAUUCCUGCGGAAGAAUGUGAUGAUUGUGACAGCUGUGUGAUGACACUCCUGAAUGAUCUGGCCAGCAUGGGUGAAGAGCUCCUCCUGGUCAAGUCUCAAGUGCAGGACCUGAGUGCCAGCUCAGGCGCUUUGGAACAGAUUCGACACAUGGAAACCCAGGCCAAGGACCUGAGGGUAAAUUCCCCCUGGGAUAGAGGGAGAGUCGAAUGACAGCUGCUCAGUGAACACAGCUGUGCCUUGGUAUCCACAGGGGUCUGGUUCCAAGAACCCUCACGAAUACCAAAGCCUACUGAUGCUGAAGUCCCUUAU
This is a messenger RNA of Chinchilla lanigera (long-tailed chinchilla), 895 nucleotides long. RefSeq names its product laminin subunit alpha-3-like. Bases 404 to 796 code for a protein of 130 amino acids. Lineage: Eukaryota; Metazoa; Chordata; Mammalia; Rodentia; Chinchillidae. The record is from RefSeq and is a predicted model, not a curated record. The transcript has 3 exons.